AAUGCGACUUUAUCCAAAAUCGUAAACCGCCACUAAACCGGAAAAGGAAAAAAGCUUAGUUUUGUUUCCGAUGGAGUCACCAGCAGCAGCAGCAGCAGCGAAGCCGGCGAGAGGAGGAGCAGGAGGAAGAAAAGGAGGAGAUCGCAAGAAGAGCGUCACCAAAUCCGUCAAGGCUGGUCUCCAGUUUCCCGUCGGCCGCAUCUCUCGCUACCUGAAGAAAGGCCGUUACGCCGUUAGGUACGGCGCCGGCGCUCCCGUUUACCUCGCCGCCGUUCUCGAGUACCUCGCCGCGGAGGUUUUGGAGCUGGCGGGGAACGCAGCGAGGGAUAAUAAGAAGAACAGGAUAAACCCUAGGCAUCUUUGCUUGGCGAUAAGGAACGAUGAGGAGCUGGGGAAGCUUCUUCAUGGAGUCACCAUCUCAAGCGGAGGAGUUCUUCCUAACAUUAACCCGGUUCUUCUCCCCAAGAGAGCUGCUGGUUCUGAGAAAGCAGCUGCGAAAUCUCCCAAGAAGGCUUAGAAUAUUUGGUUAUAUCGAUCUAGAAGAAGAACAUCUUGUUUUUUUUAUUUGUUUUAGUGAUUAUGUAGGUUGUCUUUUGUAUGUUUAUCUCCGUUUGGUUUGUCUAUGAAUCCAAUGGAAGAUUAUGUUAUUAAAGCCAUUUUGUAAUGAAAGAAGUUACUUCUCGGUA
This is a messenger RNA of Brassica napus (rape), 686 nucleotides long. RefSeq names its product probable histone H2A.5. The record is from RefSeq and is a predicted model, not a curated record. NCBI's taxonomy places the organism in Eukaryota, Viridiplantae, Streptophyta, Magnoliopsida, Brassicales, Brassicaceae. The transcript has 2 exons. Bases 71 to 517 code for a protein of 148 amino acids. Gene Ontology annotation, cellular component: nucleosome. Gene Ontology annotation, molecular function: DNA binding; protein heterodimerization activity; structural constituent of chromatin.